GCCCCAUAUGAGGGUUCGAAUGAGCGGCCGGAUGCCGGUGGAACGAAGUAUUUGUCUGAGUCGGCGGACCACUCGAUAACGAUGUCGGAAAUGGAGACUGUAUUCGAGAAGUACAUGAAACCGCGGGACCCGCAAAAGCAAGAAGACGCGUGGCCGGUGCUAGCAAAAGAGGUAUGGACCUACGAGAAGGAGCGUAUAGAACGAUGGAGGAACGAAAUCAGCACGCUUCUCGUCUUCGCGGGUUUGUUCUCUGCCGUCCUCACUGCCUUCGUUGGCCUGUACUACGCCGUCCUGCUGCCACCGCCUGACUUCAACACUGUCAUCCUCGAGCGCAUAUCUGCGCAGCUCGGUAACACGUCUAGCAACCCCGCCGUCGCACCGAGUAGCUCUUCUUCGCCCUUCCCCCCUGCACCCCCUGCACCCCGAUGGAUCGCUACCCUUUGGUUCGCUUCUCUGGUCUUCAGCCUCGGCGUGGCGUCAGUCGCUCUGGCUGUCAACCAAUGGCUGAACUUUCACGCGGAGCAAUCGGGACUACGAACCACACAGCAGAAGGUUAGGACCUGGCAACUCCGUCGCGAUGCCCUCAACAACUGGGAGGUGGAGUUCAUCGUCAGCCUCCUUCCCUGCAUGUUGCAGGUUGCCCUUGUCUUAUUCCUCAUCGGACUUGUGGGCUACCUAUGGGUGCUCGGGCCUGACAUCGCCAUCCUGAGCACAGUCCUCAUCUGCACGCUGUUCCUCUUUCUCGUUGUUACCUCCUGUCUGCCAGCACUGGUCGAAUACAGCCCCUACAAAUCACCUCAAGCAUGG
This is a messenger RNA of Rhodofomes roseus, 807 nucleotides long. RefSeq lists its product as uncharacterized. The transcript has 3 exons. The record is from RefSeq and is a predicted model, not a curated record. NCBI's taxonomy places the organism in Eukaryota, Fungi, Basidiomycota, Agaricomycetes, Polyporales, Fomitopsidaceae. The annotation marks the transcript as partial.